CUAUCUUUUGGACUCCCCCUCAAACAUCUCCUAGCCAUUCAUUCUGUAAACGACAGUUGUUUGUUGAACAAGGUAGUUGGACGUAUAGUCCUCUCCUCUCCUCUCCUUCAAUCACAGAGUUCCAACAGACGUUCCGUCAAUGCCGGAGCAUCUCAGAAGUAGCAUAUAUAACAGACUUUUCACUCUUCACGAAUCGCUAAAGCAAAUACCAUCAGCUUCGAAUUUUGAAUUAAUCAACCAAAAAAAAAAGUAGGGUAAAGCUCUGAUUCGAUCGACAUCAAAAUGCAAGAGAAACAAGUGAUGGUGGUGGGACUGGACGACAGUGCCCAUAGCUUCUACGCUCUGGAGUGGACUCUCGACCAUUUCUUCACUCCUCCUCAGAAUGGUUUAUUCAAGCUCAUCGUCGUUCAUGCUAAAACUGCUCCAUCUACUGUUAUAGCUACCCCUAUGGCUUUUGGAACUGCUGAUAUUAUACCACUUGUGGAUGCUGAUCUGAAGAGGGUUGCACAGCGAGUUGUUGACAAGGCUAAAGAAGUUUGUGAAAAAAAAUCGGUACCUGAUGUUGAAGUAGAGGUGAUGGAAGGUGAUGCCCGGAAUGUGAUGUGUGAGGCAGUAGAGAAAUUCCAUGCAUCUGUCUUGGUCCUGGGAAGCCAUGGUUAUGGAGCUUUCAAAAGGGCCGUUUUAGGCAGCGUAAGCGAUUACUGCUCUCACCAUGCUAACAGCACUGUAAUGAUCGUAAAGCAGCCCAAGACCACCGCCACCUCCCCAAAAUGAGCCAUUUUUAUCUGCUAUCUAGCUGCUACCAAAUAGGUGGCUGAUUGAAACAACUGCUUUGGCCUCUAUUUAUUAUCUCAAUUAUGUUUUGAUUCUAUGCGACUUUUAAUUAAUAUAUUGUUUGGUGUAGGAUGUUGCAUUCAUGAUUAAUC
This is a messenger RNA of Cornus florida, 926 nucleotides long. RefSeq names its product universal stress protein PHOS34-like. The coding region runs from base 283 to 774 and encodes 163 amino acids. The transcript is spliced from 4 exons. The record is from RefSeq and is a predicted model, not a curated record. NCBI's taxonomy places the organism in Eukaryota, Viridiplantae, Streptophyta, Magnoliopsida, Cornales, Cornaceae.